AUGCCGCAGAAACAACUAGCUACCAGCGAUCAGCUCCGCGAACUAUUGGAAGCAGAGAGAGCACGCUUCACCGACCAGUGUGUUCCUUUGUCGACAAAACAGCUUCAGUCUCUCAAGCGUGCGUCGGAAGUAGCCAUGGUUGGAGAGGUCGCAGUGCAACGAAAUACUCCAAAGAAGCGAGCACGCACUAUUUUGCGCGAACUCUGGGCUAAUAGUCCUGAAAUAUUUGUUCUUUGUGCCAUAGCUACCAGUCCAAGCACCUUGGGCGAGUUGAAAGCCUCAGACUACCUACAGGUAUUGUUUCGCUGGUGGGAUGAUGUCCAUCAUCCCAGUGGACUCAACGAUCUCAUCAAAACCCUCCAGCAUUACCUCCCGAGUUUGAGCGACAAUGAGGACACCGAAAGAGGAGAGAGAUCAGCUAGCUCUCCAUCCCUGUGCGCAACACUGAGCCUUAGUGAUCUUCUCUCCUUCCUCCAGGCGCUCCCGCACAGUGGUGAAAACGACACGACUUUUAUGAUUCACAUACCUGGAGACCAUCAGGAGUCUCCUUUCAUUGAGAUAUCGAGUGAAAUGUGCCAGGGCCUCGUAGCACAUACCUUGGAAAGAACAAAGGAGACGAGAUUUAAAGCUAUGCCUCAUACCCGGGACUGGACAUAG
Molecule: messenger RNA, 657 nt
Organism: Pseudovirgaria hyperparasitica
Lineage: Eukaryota; Fungi; Ascomycota; Dothideomycetes; Acrospermales; Acrospermaceae
Exons: 2
Coding region: 1-657 (218 amino acids)
Source: RefSeq, a predicted model, not a curated record